Messenger RNA from Plasmodium coatneyi, 1125 nucleotides. Its product is annotated as KIR-like protein. The record is from RefSeq and is a predicted model, not a curated record. The transcript is spliced from 3 exons. The coding region runs from base 1 to 1125 and encodes 374 amino acids. Lineage: Eukaryota; Apicomplexa; Aconoidasida; Haemosporida; Plasmodiidae.
AUGGCUGAUGAGGUUCCAUUUCCAGCUAGUUUUCCUUCUGAUAACAAUUUCUAUAGGACGUUUAAUGGAGGUUCCUGGACCUGUGAUGAAGAUGGUGGUAGUGGAAAACUUAAGGAAUUGAGGAAUAAUUUGAAUAUUGCAUUCAGUGCGUACAGUGAAGUUCUGAAACAGACAGAGAACAUUAGGAAAGCCUAUUGUUUCGCAUCCAAGAAAAAGGAAGAAGAUCCGUCCCAUGAUGAUACACCUUGCUGGUUUUUUUAUUAUUGGUUAGAGGAUAUAUUACCUAAGGGCGGUAAGAUGGAAGAUGUUCAAUUCCAAAGUCACAUAAAUUCCAUUUGUACAUUAAUAAAGGAUGCACAUGAAGGAAACAGAUGUAAGCUUACUUGCUCUGAGAACCUUAACAGAGAAAAUUUCAAACAAAGAAAAACAAUCCAUGAUUAUUCCUACAAUUAUAAAACCAUAGAAAAAGAUUUACUUAAAAUUGGUCCUAUUUGUCAACAACGGUGGUCAACUCACCGCAAAAAAGUUACUUCAGCCUGUAAGGCUGUAAGUGAGAAGUGCCCAGAUAGAGAAAGUGGUGGUGCUUCUUUUGAUGACCCCUAUUGUAAAGAUUUCAAAGACAAGUACAAUUUUUAUUGUGGUGCAGCACAAGCAUUAGAAUCGUACUGCACAAAAAAAGCUGACCUAGAAGUUGCACAACAGGGGAAAGCGCAGGCACAAGAACAAGCACAAUCCACAUUCACCAAAUUAAACGAAGCUGAAAGUAAAGCGAGUGCUGCUUCAUCUCUUUCUUCCACAUUCGGCACGCUAGCAGCAUUAGAAUUCCCAGCAUUGGCAUUUUUUCUAUACAAGUAUAAACCGUGGUCUUUUUGGUUUGGUAACCAUACUUCUGGAAAUGGAAGAAGCGGAAGAAACACAAGAAAGAGAAGGUCCAGCACACAUAACUUUGGUUCGUCCACAGAAGACACCUUAACAACAUAUUCCACAGAAAAUUCAACAAUAGGUCCCACAGAAAGUUCUACAAUAGAUGGAAUAGUACCUUCUACUCCAUACACAAGACAGCCUAACAAGGGACAAAGGAAUAAUGCGGGGAGUCGCGGGAUGGUAGGUUAUCAAAACUUGUAA